This is a messenger RNA of Manduca sexta (tobacco hornworm), 4576 nucleotides long. Its product is annotated as rotatin. Gene Ontology annotation, cellular component: ciliary basal body; centrosome; centriole. Bases 287 to 4576 code for a protein of 1429 amino acids. Lineage: Eukaryota; Metazoa; Arthropoda; Insecta; Lepidoptera; Sphingidae. The record is from RefSeq and is a predicted model, not a curated record. The transcript is spliced from 23 exons. Gene Ontology annotation, biological process: centriole-centriole cohesion; centriole replication; ciliary basal body organization.
CUAUUUCUUUAUAUUUUAAUUCUUAACCCACUUGAUAGUAUUUUAUUACCAAUAUAUCUUCCUCCGAAUUGAUAUCGUACAACAUUCUUAUGGUUUCCCAACCUUUGUAUCCUAUGUUCCUAUCCUAUCCAAAUAACUUGACAUUGGCUAAAUGCAUCUAAACUGCGAAGCCAAAAAGGAGAAAAAAAAAAAAAAAAAAUAUUAUUGAAUUAAAAAUUGUUAAUAAAUACAUACAUAUUGUGAUUAUAUUGUGUGUCUCUUACAAAUGUAAUAAAAACAAGGCAUAAUGGCUUCAUCUGAAAUGUUGACAACGUAUAUAGAGAAACUUAGUCACCCUCUAAAAGAAAUUCGAGAACGUUCACUGCAGAUACUAUUAGCAAAAUUGAGACUAGGAUGGGAACUUGAAGACGAGUUGGCCGGAACAAGGCAACUCUUGGAAUCGUUACUUGCAUGGUUUCAUCAUACUAAACCAAGUUUUCAGCGGCAAGCUCUCGAAUUACUUCUUACAGUUAUUAAGACCAAAGCAGGCACUUAUAUAGUAAGGGAAUUUGGAGUGGCAGACAUAAUAAAGACAUUGAACACUCAGAAAGAAAAAAUUGAGGAUGAUGCCAUGGAGGUGUUUGAAGAUGUUAUUGACUCUCUACAAUUUUUGAACACCAUUAGUUCUGAGGAAGACAUUACAGUGCCUAGAUUGCCUUUGCAUGAGAUAAAUUGUUUAGUGAGUGAUGGCGGGUCAAGUGGAUAUUAUAAUGUAGGUGACUUGAAGUCAUCCAAUGAAACUUUGAUUUCCAAUGAUAAUUACAAUUUUAAUAACAGUGACAAAAAUCAACCUGACAUUGUAAUAAGAGUGCUGUUGUUCCCCUGGGUGAAUUUGUGUUCUUCAGAUUUGAAAACGAUGGUGCUAGUAGAAGACGCACUGCGACUUCUUAAAUCUAUUAGGAGGUGUUGCAGAUUUAUUAGAGAUGUGUUUCUGUGUGAUUUUCCACCUGAAAUAUUUCUAAAUCGUCCAAAAAUUGUGCAGAUUCUAAUAUCAAUAUCAGAUGGUGCCCACAAUGGACAUUCGAAUGAAGCCUUACAUGUUUUGCUGUGUGUAACACAAGCAUUGCGUAACAGAUUACUGCAACUCACAUGUCAGGACUUAAUCCAUGAUUCUAUCCAGACUUCCGAUGAUUACGAAAAUCGAGAGGAUAAUGUUAACAUAGAGCUGGAACAAAUAUCGGGUGACGUAGGCAUUAAAUCGUCGUGGAGAGAUGACGGACUUACGGUGUUGAAGCAAUUGCCAGCACCACAAUAUGCGCUAGACACCUUAUAUGCUGUGCUCUCUACUAUUAUUAGAAAUGUGGUGAUGGUUGAUUCAACCGAAAAAACCCAACUGUUGAGUGUGAAAGACAUAAAUACAUGUUUGUGUUUAGUGGAGAGUUUGGUCGAAUUGUUAAUGGACUGUGUGAAUGAAAAUUUUUGGUGUGUGGACCAUAACACGAAAACUUAUCGAGACCUAGCACACAAAAGUUGUAUGGUCAUGCGCUUGAUGGGAGAUCUUAUAAUCAAGUAUAGAAAAUCCUUCUACGAAGAUUCAAGUAGGACUCACCAUCGCAUGGCUUGGCUACGUUUAAUAUUCUGUGCUGAAAAACUUUUGAAUUGGUGUAGAGCAUCCGCAUUGCCUCCGUUGUCUAUGGUGGUGGCUCUGCAGUCGGUACAACUAGACCCAGCAAUCGAGCUCUUUUAUCCUGAUCUGAGUGCUAGGUUAGCGACGUUGUUACAGAAUACAAAGAUGUCCACAGAUCAAGAAUAUAAAAGCAAAUACAGAGAACUGUGUAAAAUAUUUGCGAGUAUGCAGCAUGCCGUUCAGUUUAUAAAGAAUAAAAAUUCAUUUCGGAGCACAAAAAAAGUAUUUGUAUGCAUAAAAAAUACACUUCCAAUUUUAGAAUUGAUUCAAAGUGAACAGUUGUUGGAUGAUAUAGCAGACGUACUUUUAAAGAACUUAGAUACUUUGGAUUUGAAUGACAGCGAAUGGUGUAAUGUAAGAGCCAUAGCGUUAAAUCUGAUGGCGCACAAUGUGGAAUGGAUCAGAGUAAAGUUUUAUCAACGUUUGUCUCACAUGGUGAUAUCGGCUUUCAUGUGUAAUGAAACUUUACAAUCAGAAGGUGAAAAGCGACUUAACUUAUUGUGUGACGUUGGGGUACUGACUGAAAUAUGCUGUCAUGGUCUAUCGUCUCAUACAGAAGAGGUGGAAAAGAGUGCAUCUGAAAUAAUGUUGUACUUACUUCGAGGGAGAUUAAUUCUUAGUGAGAAAUGUUGGUGGCGGUUACUGGCGUGCCUAUUGCCUAUUCUACCACUUCUGCAUGUUUAUGGCGCGCAUGAGACUCAGUUAGGCCAAGCAAUAUGUAAAUCUCUGAAACUGGAUAUAGCUGAAUGUAUGGGAGUGUCCAACGCGGACGUAGUAUCGGGUCUUGUGCGAAUGUUGUUCUUGCGUUGUGUGACAGUGCAACUUGAUGCGGCGCAUUCUCUUUGUCGUCUAUUAGACGACGAUAGAUAUUUGCCUCCAAGAGAGUCUCUUCGAGCGGAUAUUUUGCUAAAUGCCUUGAGAAGAAUUGAACCGCAGGAUUUUAAUGUUGAUCUUACUAGUUCACCAACAAAAAGUACACAGACAACAGGCUUGAUUCAAAUAUUGGACGUAUUGAAACAAGACAUACUGGUUGACGAGCGCGGUCCUGAAGUCCGGUCGCCCGCGCGGCCCACGCUGGAGCCGUCGCUGCGACGCACCACGCUCCAGCAGCUCGCCGUCAUGAUGCGACAACAGGCCUUGCACCAAACCUUCUUGCAGUGCGACGGGCUGCGAAUUAUCGUCGCUACACUCAGGAUGUCACUGCUUGUGGAUGAUUAUCUUGCCUUUCCUGAAUGUUCUAUCAGUUGCGUGUCUAUACUGAACAGCGUUUGCUUCACGAGUCGACAUAGCUUGGCGAAAAUAUCGGACUUGCCAUCGCUUUUAAUUAGAGUGAUACUAGUGUUUCCCGCAAACGAAUCCGCUGUUGUGAUGGCGGCUCAAGUGUUAGCAUUGAUAACGUGGGCAGGCUUCGUUUUACAAGAAUUAGAUUCGGCCCAUCAUCGCGUGCCAGCCCUGCCUCAUAGCGUCACUGAACGUACUUCGCUCCCGUUCAGUGUAAACAGUUAUUGGAAUACUAGUCCUAAUUCGGAACAUUCAUACAUCGAAUGGGUUAUGGGCGAGGAGGAGUGGCGCGCGGCGGUGCGCGUGCGCUGGUGGUGGGCGCUGUCGGGGCGCGCGCGCGUGCUGGCGGCCGCGCCCGCGCCGCCCGCGCCCCCCGCGCCGCCCGCGCCGCCCGCGCUGCAGCCGUGCGCGCGGGACGUGGCCGCGCUCCGGUCGGCUGAACCGCUCUACUGCUGCUCCAAAGCACUAUUGGCGCUGGAGAACGCCACAUCGCAUACACAAGUUAAUGACUCUCUUGCCAUACUGGAAAGCUACAUUAUUCUAUCUCGGAGAUCGUGCGUGCGUUGGGAGGAGUUGGGUGCGUUGCCAUGGCGACACUUGAAGCGUUUCCUCUCAGCGCCGCCGGCCUCGGCCCGAGACAUGGCCUUACUCAUCUCGUUAUUGCACUUUAUAAUUACUUAUAUGGACAACGUGCCUAAUGAAGGUGAACUUUUAUCCUGGAUAAAAUCAUCUUUUAUUGGAAAUGAUGUUUCAAUAAUAUCAUUGUUGAGUCGAGAUCAAUUUUACCCGCAACAAACGGCCCAGGAGGAUAUAGAAGUGACGCAACUACACAUACACAUAGUGAAAGUGUUGUUAAGAUGCAUUUUAAUUCUGGAAGGCGAUUAUGACACCAGCAGAAUGGAGAGUUUAAUAAAAAUAUUAAUGGCUUGUCUGAAUAAAGUCAAUCUAAAGAACUUUCAUAUGUUGGGAUAUCUUAAUGAACUCGUGCAGUGUCUGCGAUACGCAUUGCACUCGAGGCGGUGCAAGUUGUCGGAGGACACUCUGGUGCAGUGCAUGAAGUUGUUGACGCGCGUGAUGUCGGGCUGCGCGACAGGCUCCGCGCGCAAGGGCGAGGCGUGUCGGCUCAACACACUGCUGGCAUUGCUCGCCUUGCUGCGGCAGGCGCAUGACGAAAUGAUACCCGUGCAGCGCUGGAGCGAGUGGUGGGAGAGCGCGGCGGUGCGCGCGGCGGCGGAGUGCGUGCGGGGCGCGCGGGCGGAGGCGCGCGGCGCGGCGCUGCACGUGCUGGCGGCGCUCGCGCACCACGCGCAGCUGCUGCCGCACUUGACGCAAGCUGUGGAAGAGAACUCCCUGUGCGAGUACGCGGCGCGCAUAUUCGCGCAGGAGGGCGAGGCGAGCGCCGUGCGCGCCGCGGCCGCCGCCGUGCUCGCCGCCCUCGCCGCGCGCACAGCGCCGCGGGCCGACGUGAGUACACCCCGGCCUGUACCGCUAGCACCAAUAAUAAACAAUAGGAUAUUCUGCCUUGUUAAGAUCAAAAGCGGUAUCUUAAAAAAAAAAAAACAAAUCUUGAUUUUUAUGUCGUUAGAUAGCUUAAAUGGAGCGAUAUUCCCACACCACUCCGGCACGUAG